AUGAAAGUUGCUUUCUUCGGAAGAACUAGCAAUGGCAAGAGCACUGUAAUUAAUGCCUUGUUGGGAGAUCUUAUUUUACCAUCUGGUAUUGGUCAUACAACUAGUUGUUUCCUCAGUGUUAAUGGAACAGAAGUUGAGACACCUUAUGUACUGACUCCUGGCUCUGACGAAAAGAAAAAUAUUCAAUCUUUAAGUCAACUGGCUCAUGAACUUUGUCAAGAGAAACUAGAUCCAAGUAGCUUGAUUCGAGUCAAUUGGCCAGUAGCAAAAUGUGCAUUGCUUCGAAAUGAUAUUGUGUUGGUUGACAGCCCAGGGAUUGAUGUUAGUCCAGAUCUUGACAGUUGGAUUGAUAAUUGCUGCUUGGAUGCAGAUGUUUUUGUUUUGGUAGCAAAUUCAGAGUCAACUUUGACGAAUACAGAAAAGAAAUUUUUCAAUAAAGUCAUUCAGAAGCUGUCACGGCCAAAUAUUUUUAUCUUGAAUAAUCGUUGGGAUGCGUCAGCAUCUGAGCCGAAGAUGAUGGCAGUUAAAAAUCAACAUAUGGAAAGAACAGUUGGUUUUCUUGUCAAUGAACUUAAAUGCAUUGAUCAAUGUGAAGCAAAGAAUCGUGUUUUCUUUGUGUCUGCUAAAGAAGUUCUGACAAAGAGAAUGCAGGAAAACCAAGGAAUGUGUGAUACAGGGGCUGCUAUACAUGCAGAAGGCUUUAAAGAAAGACUAAUGGAAUUUGAGCAUUUUGAAAGAAAGUUUGAGGAGUGCAUUUCCAAGUCAGCGAUUCAAACAAAAUUUGAAUCUCAUGCUGUACAAGGAAUGCAAACAACAAAAUUUGUUCAAGAAAUCAUGGAGAAAAUUGAAGCCAAGUCAAAGGAUGAAAGGCAGAAAUGUAUUGAAGCAAAAUGUAGCUGGGAGGAACGAUUGGUAAUAAUGGACAACAUACUGGAUCAUGAGUUUAAGAAUAAAAUCAAGAAAAUUAAAGAAAAAGUUAAGUCGAAGGUUGCCACAGCAAUGAAUGAUGAAAUAAAACGUUUAGGAAUACUUGUAAAUCAGUUUGAUCAUCCAUUUGAAACGGAUCCUACUUCCAUUGAAACUUACAAACGAGAUCUGCUCACUCAUAUUGCUGAUGACCUGGGAAGGAAUCUUACGGAGCGAUGUGGAUUAGCUCUUUCCCAGUUCAUUGAUGAAACUAAACAAUCAAUGACUGAUCAAUUAGCUUCACUUUUACCACCAGAGGAUCGUCAUGAGGUGAAGACUAUUUUGGAUUCCAGGCAUGGAUUUAAAGUAUCCUAUCAACUUGAUAUUCCCAAUAUUUGCUCGGAUUUCAAAGAGGAUUUAGAGUUCCAUUCCUCUCUAACAUUACCCAGAGCUACUGGUAUUAUGGCUGUUGCAAGCCUGGCUUUUAGAAAUGUUGUUGGCAAUGUGAUUGCUGGUGUUGGUGUUGGUUUUGGUUUUGUUGAAUACAUGGAAAAUUGUCGUCAGUCGGUUGUCAGUAUGACAAGUUCAAAUUGUAGUCAACAAGUUAAGAGGGAACUUUCCUCCACUUUUGUUCAAUUGUGUGACAAAGUUCGUGAAGUGAACAGACGACAAGUGGAAGACAAGAUUUCACAACUUAGUGAAGAUAUUACUGAUUUGGAGAAAAUUGAAAGUCAAGCGCGUCUAUUUGGAAAAAAUGCACAAUGUCUCGAGGAUCAGUUGAGCAGCUUCAUUGGAGAAUAUGGUUUAUCGCAAAGUAAAAUGUAA
Messenger RNA from Xenia sp. Carnegie-2017, 1731 nucleotides. RefSeq names its product mitofusin-2-like. Gene Ontology annotation, cellular component: mitochondrial outer membrane. Gene Ontology annotation, molecular function: GTPase activity; GTP binding. The record is from RefSeq and is a predicted model, not a curated record. The transcript has 17 exons. Bases 1 to 1731 code for a protein of 576 amino acids. NCBI's taxonomy places the organism in Eukaryota, Metazoa, Cnidaria, Anthozoa, Malacalcyonacea, Xeniidae. Gene Ontology annotation, biological process: mitochondrion localization; mitochondrial fusion.